AUGACUUGCGAUUUAUGCAUCAUCGCGUCCCAUAGAGAACGCCGUGUCGACAGCAGCACACAAGCUGAUAGUGAUGGCAUGAAUUGCAUCCAGAUUCCGCGGUCUCGGCUGUAUCCUCAAUCACAGCACCCACCGAAGAAUCAGACGCCGAAUCAUCAGACAGUGUAUACUCAAAAGAGCUUUCGGAUUUGGCAUCGUCUGAACAACAACAGCCAUUUGGCCUGGCCUCAGUCCGAGGAGGCGGAGCAGGUCGUUUGCAAGUACACUUCAUAUGGGGACUGGCUGCUCUGGGUAUCUCCAUUGGGUGAUGCGAGCAGCCCAUUGCUGGAGUUGGAGCCGGAGCCGGAGAGUGACACGAGCGAUGGUAAUGUUCCUGGUGAUGCGUCAUUCCGUGGACAUUCGGAGUCGAAGGAUAAUAUUGGCAAUGAGUCAGCGAUGCUGCUGCCGUUCCUGCAGAUUGUGAAGCACAAUGACAUGGGGAUGCUGGAGUAG
Messenger RNA from Penicillium cosmopolitanum, 492 nucleotides. RefSeq lists its product as uncharacterized. NCBI's taxonomy places the organism in Eukaryota, Fungi, Ascomycota, Eurotiomycetes, Eurotiales, Aspergillaceae. The record is from RefSeq and is a predicted model, not a curated record. Bases 1 to 492 code for a protein of 163 amino acids. The transcript has a single exon.